CCCACAGUCACUCCUGCGGCGUCCAACUCCGGUCCAACGAAAACCAUCUGUGGCUCCAUCUCUGGUUUCAGAGGCAGAGCGGAGACGAAGAGGAAGAGGAAGAGGAAGAGGAAGAGGAAGAGGAGGAAGACUAUCCGUGAUUUCAUCUCCCCGACCACGAACACUGGUGGAGGACACUGAAGAUGAACCGACUGAAUCCUGACUGCUGGCUCUGGUCUCCAGCUCCUCCUCUGGGUCUCCUUCCUCAUCGUUCAGGGACCCUCGCUUCAGCCAGGCUGGGCCACGGCGAGGAAGAGGAGGGAGAGGAAGAGGAGGGAGAGGAAGAGGAGGGAGAGGAAGAGGCAGGAGAGCAUCCCGCUGCCUGCUGCUACAACACAGGUUGCGAUGACGUCAUCAGUCGGCCUGCUGGCGCUCAGCGGUCAGUCUCCGACCCCCCCGCCCACUCGGGGAUCAUCAGCAGCAGCAGCUCCAGCCCGGCAGCCGCUCCCCCCCCACAGCUGCCAAAACCAGUGGUGGGUGCUGAUGGGGGAGAUGUGGCGCCGCAUUACACCGGCGGGCGUUGUUGGGGGGGUCUGGGGACCGGGACCCAGCGAUGUGUGUGUGGUUACGGGCAAAGGCAACCAGAAGGUCUGGGUUCCUGCUGGUCUGGAUCUCCAUACGUCUACUACGGGGUGAGGAGGAACCUGGUGGUGGUGGAGGAGGUCGCUGUAGAAGACACUCUAGAAGUUAUAGGACAUGUACACAGAUGAUCUGCUGGAUCCUGAGCUGCUGCAGGACGCCCAGCUGUACCCCACAUGAGCCCCGAGAAACUCUCAGCGUGUCCUGUUCUGACUGUUAACACUGAAAACAAAGCUAUUACUCACAUAUUUAUCCAAUUUGUUUGUAUUUAAAAUGUUUUACCCUAUCUCAAUUUUUGUGUAGGUGUGUCUUUAACGUGCUGUUUGUCUUUGUCUUUUCAUUAAAAUCAUGUCAGUUGUCAUUAUUGAGAGUUACAACACAAACGAACAAUAAAAAAUGACUGGUU
Etheostoma cragini (Arkansas darter) is the source of this 1024-nucleotide messenger RNA. RefSeq lists its product as uncharacterized. The record is from RefSeq and is a predicted model, not a curated record. The coding region runs from base 183 to 749 and encodes 188 amino acids. NCBI's taxonomy places the organism in Eukaryota, Metazoa, Chordata, Actinopteri, Perciformes, Percidae. The transcript is spliced from 4 exons.